AGAGAGAGAGAGAGAGGUAGGGGAUCAUUCAUAGACACUCAUCCAGAGCUGUUAAAACUCCAGUCCAAUCUGUGCUUUCCCACUAGUUCGGCAAAGAUGGCACUGGGAGGAAUAUGUUGCACUAUCGAUAUAAGCAAGAACCAGAGGUCUUUGAAAACAGGCUUCCUGUUUUUCCUUUUAUUGCAAAUGAGCCUGCUCUCUAAAGUACGGACUGACACGACUGCUAGUCCAGCAAACACUCAGACAACAGCUGUGUCGUCAUCUUCGAGCCAAACCGGGAGUUCAGUAAGCGUGUCCCUCUUUUCUGCUGCCACAUCAGGCUCCUCGGUGACAGGAACGUCGUCUGUCACAUCCAUUAAUUCGAAUGCUACUGUCUCCUCAGCAGUGAAUGCAUCUUCGUCAGACAAUGCGCUGUCCUGUCCAGCAUUUGUUUGCACGAAAGACUGUUACGAGCAGUUCAUGAACGCGACGGCGAAGCCCUGCCUGUCCGGUCAAUACGCCUGUGAGAUAAUGAAAGGGGACGCAGGUUACUCUGUCAGCUGCAGUGCCUCGUGUGGCGUGUCCUGCGGGAACGGGACUCUCGCUAAUUGUUCUGUCAACUGUUGCAACACGACCAACUGCCUCAACAGCACCCUGCUUGGCAUGUUCAACUCGGUCAGCACCACAGCUACAACAAAAACCACUACUACAACCACAACCAUGAAGACCACGCUUCCAACCACCCCAGCAAGCAACGGCAAGAAGUGUCAUAACAUCAAGUGUAAUGGAGCAGCGUGUUACAAAACCUAUAACGUCGCCAGUAGUGUGGUAUCGUGUAUCGUUGGGCAGGACUACUGCAUGCUCCAAAAGACGACGUCCGGCAGCACAGAGAGCUGGCAGGCAGGAUGCAGCACGGACUGCAGGAAGUCGACGGCGUGUUCAAGCACCACCACUACUGGCUGUCUCCUGGAGUGCUGCAACGCCACCACGAGCAGCUCGUGCCUCAAACUGACGGGCGACGUGAACAUGCCCAGCUCGGCCCCCGGGGGUCCUCGCUGUCCGGCGCUGCUCACGGCCUCUCUGCUGCUCUUCUGGAUAGCCAGAGUCUUCACUUGAGCACAGCAAAGUCAUAUUUAAUAGGCAAUCCAGGGAAGUGCCGUUUUCUUAUAGGAGAGUGCAUGUGUCCGAUUGUACUUAUUUUACUGUCACUUUUACGUUCUUUGUCAAGUAAGCAAAUGAAGGUGUGUGUGUGUGUGUGUGAGAGCAGCAUGAGAAGCAGAAUGCGUGCAUGUGUGUAUAGAUGCCAAAUAAGCUUUACAUCGGGCAUCUGUAGAGAGUUUUGUCGAGCGGGAACGUGCCUGUCGUUGGAUUCUUUAUCACAGAGCUAGACAGAAAUUAUACAGAGAGGAAUAUAAUGCUUUGCUUCUCACGAGCCGUGCAUCUUUGAUUAAUUCCCGCUCUUUUUUGACGUCAAUGUGCACUGUAAGAAAAAAUCUUUAAAAAACGGACUACGUCUUGGAAGACCACUAUCGUUGCAGUUCAAGGACAUCACAGUGCACGACCGCUAAAACACCCAAGGAAAAUCGAUACAUAUUAACAGAGGGCUGUAUUUUUAUGCAUUUUUCAUACAGCGUGCGCAUGUUUGAAUUUUGAUUACGGUCAAUCAUAGUUAUCUGAGGCUAUUUUCGUUUUUUUGGUUUGGUGUCCGCUGUACACGUUAUGUGCUUUCUAAAAAAAAAAAAAAAUCUCUCAAAAUACUCCAAAGAAUAUUAUUAGGAUGCUCAGAUAAUCCAUUUUCUAAUCCAUUAUUUGAAAUAAAAAGCUGCUUUUUCAAUCAGGCGGGCUUCACCCUCUGUGCAUGCAGAAAUAAUAGCUACGUACAAACCUGUUAACCUCGAACGGAGUGUGCACUUUAUGCAUCAAAAUGGAAAUUAGACAAUGUAAAAUGUUUAUAAUGCCUUUAUAAUAUUGGACGUGCAGAAGUCUAUACUCAUAAAUAUAAAGCUUUAUUUUUUACAGAGAAAUGUGUUUAUUGUAAGUGGGUAUAUAGGCUACGCCGGUUUUUAAUGCGUAAAAUCUGACUUCACAGAUUCUGUCGAAACUACUUAUAAUCUAAUAAAUGUCACGAAUAGGAUUUUGACAGCUUGGAUAAUAAAGGUUGCAGUGAUUUUUAUUGCUCUGUACUGCUUUAAUCUGACAGCAAUGAAAUACUACUAUAUAUAUAUAUAUAUAUAUAUAUAUAUAU
Messenger RNA from Puntigrus tetrazona (Sumatra barb), 2224 nucleotides. RefSeq names its product haze protective factor 1. NCBI's taxonomy places the organism in Eukaryota, Metazoa, Chordata, Actinopteri, Cypriniformes, Cyprinidae. The record is from RefSeq and is a predicted model, not a curated record. The coding region runs from base 97 to 1095 and encodes 332 amino acids. The transcript has 9 exons.